UCCAAAUCCACCUUCCCUUCUUCUUCCUCGUCCAACAACGUUGUUAUUUUUCUCGUAGUUGACGCAUACAUCAGCUCCACCCACCACAAUUUCCUCUGUUUUCUGGUUACAUAUAAUGAAACCAACAGCCAAGAUAAACGGCGUCGUAAAAGAUGACCACCACCACCACCACAAGGCAAUCAACGGCCCCACCAAUCCAAUGGUUACACCACUCCUUACAGAUCUCUACCAGUUCACCAUGGCUUAUGCUUAUUGGAAAGCCGGCAAACAUAAUGAUCGUGCCGUGUUUGAUUUGUAUUUUCGGAGGAACCCAUUCGGGGGCGAAUAUACUGUUUUUGCAGGUCUGGAAGAGUGCAUAAGGUUCAUUGCUAAUUUUAGAUUAUCCCAGGACGAAAUUGAUUUUGUUCGAGAAUGUUUGUCUCCCACAUGUGAGGAUGGUUUCUUUGAAUAUCUUGGAGGAAUUAACUGUUCUGAUGUUGAAGUGUAUGCUAUUGCUGAGGGAUCUGUUGUGUUUCCCAAAGUACCCUUGAUGAGGAUUGAAGGCCCUGUUGCUGUGGUUCAACUAUUGGAAACUCCUUUUGUGAAUCUUAUAAAUUUUGCUUCUUUAGUCACUACAAACGCUGCAAGACACCGUUUUGUUGCUGGGAAGAAUAAACUUCUUCUUGAGUUUGGGCUUCGGCGGGCACAGGGCCCAGAUGGUGGUGUUGGGGCAUCGAGGUAUUGCUACAUGGGAGGAUUUGAUGCGACAAGCAAUUGUGCAGCUGGGAAGUUAUUUGGAAUUCCGCUUCGUGGGACCCAUUCUCAUGCUUUUGUCAGCUCGUUCACGGGACCUGAUGAGAUUACGGAGAGGUCUCUCAAAAGUCAAGAUGGGUCAAGAGUAUGCAAGGAUUUUGUUGAUCUCACACAAGUGUGGUUAGAGAAACUCAAGAGAUUAAGUUCAUCAGCGGGUGUAUUCGGUGAGACUAAUCAAAGUGAGCUGGCAGCUUUUGUAUCGUACGCGUUAGCAUUUCCGGACAACUUUCUAGCCCUUGUGGAUACAUAUGAUGUGAUGAGGAGUGGCAUUCCUAAUUUUUGUGCCGUUGCUCUAGCACUAAAUGAUAUGGGGUAUAAAGCAAAAGGCAUUAGAUUAGACUCUGGUGACCUUGCGUAUCUGUCGUGUGAAGCAAGGAAGUUUUUUCAUACCAUUGAAAAGGAGUUUCACAUUACUGGUUUUGGAAAGAUCAACGUUACUGCGAGUAAUGACCUUAAUGAGGAAACUUUAGAUGCUUUAAACAAACAGGGCCAUGAGGUUGAUUCUUUUGGGAUUGGAACCAAUUUGGUUACAUGUUUUGCUCAACCUGCUCUAGGUUGCGUGUUCAAGCUUGUUGAGAUAAAUAAUCAGCCACGUAUAAAGCUGUCGGAAGACAUCUCAAAGGUCUCGAUUCCAUGUAAAAAACGGUCUUUUAGAUUGUAUGGAAAGGAAGGCUAUGCCCUUGUUGACAUAAUGUCAGGUGAAAACGAACCACCUCCGAAGGAAGGCCAAAGGAUUUUAUGUCGACACCCGUUUAAUGAAUCAAAGAGAGCUUAUGUGGUGCCACAACAUGUUGAGGAUCUGAUGAAGUGUUAUUGGCCUGGCAGUGCAGACAAAGCAAGAGAAGAGCUGCCAACGCUUGAGCAGAUCAGAAACCAUUGUAUGAAACAACUGGAUCAGAUGCGAACCGAUCACAUGAGAAUAUUAAAUCCAACACCUUACAAGGUUAGUGUAAGUGCAAAGCUAUAUGAGUUCAUUCAUUUUCUAUGGCUCAACGAAGCACCCGUAGGGGAGCUGCAGUAAGGAUGCAUAUGUUACGCAGAUAAACCUGACAUCAUGGUCGUUUGAAUAUUUUUAUUGUUUAUCUGAAUACCACAAUAAACAUUUCCAUUCAUACAAUGCAUAAUUGACCUUGUUUUUUAUAUUA
Molecule: messenger RNA, 1937 nt
Organism: Helianthus annuus (common sunflower)
Lineage: Eukaryota; Viridiplantae; Streptophyta; Magnoliopsida; Asterales; Asteraceae
Product: nicotinate phosphoribosyltransferase 2
Exons: 15
Coding region: 116-1813 (565 amino acids)
Biological process (GO): NAD+ biosynthetic process
Molecular function (GO): nicotinate phosphoribosyltransferase activity
Source: RefSeq, a predicted model, not a curated record